Molecule: messenger RNA, 2505 nt
Organism: Podarcis raffonei (Aeolian wall lizard)
Lineage: Eukaryota; Metazoa; Chordata; Lepidosauria; Squamata; Lacertidae
Gene: SUMO1
Product: small ubiquitin like modifier 1
Exons: 5
Coding region: 104-409 (101 amino acids)
Biological process (GO): protein sumoylation
Cellular component (GO): PML body; nucleus
Molecular function (GO): protein tag activity; ubiquitin-like protein ligase binding
Source: RefSeq, a predicted model, not a curated record
AAGAAGAACUGAAGGCAGGCGGCGGCGGCGGCGGAGGCGGCUGCUCCUUGGCGGCGGAGGGAGGCGGAGGCGGCCGGCCCAGCUGAGCCUGCGGCGGGGAGCCAUGUCGGACCAGGAAGCCAAACCUUCAGCAGAGGACUUGGGAGAUAAGAAAGAGGGAGAAUACAUUAAACUCAAAGUCAUCGGGCAGGACAGCAGUGAAAUACACUUCAAGGUGAAAAUGACAACGCAUCUAAAAAAACUUAAAGAAUCGUACUGUCAGAGACAGGGAGUUCCUAUGAAUUCACUCAGGUUCCUCUUUGAGGGUCAGAGAAUUACUGAUAAUCAUACUCCAAAAGAGCUUGGGAUGGAAGAAGAAGAUGUGAUUGAAGUUUAUCAGGAACAGACAGGAGGCCAUUCAACAAUUUAGAUUGUUUGCUCCCCACCCCUCCUUUCCCUUUUAUUCUUUUCUUAUUUUUAAAUAAUAGUUCUUUUGUAAUGUGGUAUAUAACACUGAAUCGAAACCGGCACCGUACGCCCGUAUCUGGGGUCUUAUUUACAAAUGUCUGUUAUAAAUACUUGUGCUCAUUAUACGCUAUCAUUUGUUUUCAUUGUACUGAAUUCUUGUGCUCCCACUGCAGUUGUACCUCCCUGUUUCCCCUGUUUCCUCUUUAGAAAAACACCCGCCACCCACACGCGCAUUUGUGUGUUCACAGGGCCCAUGUAUUUCAAGCACGCUGACAGAUCUGCCAGAUUGGGCGCACGGGUUUCCUAAAAUUUCCGUAUUGGCCCCAAGGUGUUUUUUUUAACGUGCGGCUUUUACUUGUGGAUUUUAAGUUACAGACGCUUUUCUGAGAGCUUAGCGGUGGAAGGAUUAUGUCCUCAGCUUAUGUCCUCAAACUUUGUUCUGUAUCAUUUCCUGGUGGCCUAGGACAGAACAGCAUCCAGAUGUUGAUGGGAAAAUGUAGUCUUUUUCUUGGGUAUGAGAUACAUGAAAUCACCGAAGAGAACUUGGAAAAUCCUGAUUUUUCAUUGGCGGAAGAGCCCAGGAACAUUCUGAUUUUUAGUACUUUCAUGUACUGAGAGUUGCCAAUCAUUUCAUUCUUUUGUGGUACCUUUUAGCCUGAGAUGUGGUUUUUGAAUGCACACAUAGACUGUACUGGCUUCCCUUUAAAUAAAUGAGAGGAAACAAAUUUAUAAGCAUCUGCAUUUUUUGAGAUACCUGUGGCUUGGAUACUGUUUGGCAAAAGCAGUGAGGAAUAUUUAAGGAACACUGGCUUUCAGCCUGAGGAUAUGACAGUGUGGCAACAACUGAUUUUGUUUUUCCACCUUGCGAACUAGCACGCUCUUUGCCGCUUGCUCUCAAAUUUUAAGUAGCAGUCUAUCUUCAACUAAUAGAUGUCUUUUGUAAAUGCCUCCUCCGUUCUGAAAACUAAUGUUAGCGUAAUGUUGAAAAAGGUUGCAAGAAUUGGGGGAGGGGUGCCCAAGUAUUUUGUGAGCCCCCUGCCACGAACACUUCAUGACCUUUUUUAAAGGUGUAAAAGGGGCACACUAAGGUGUUUGUUUUGAAUAGUCACAGAAAAUGCUCACUUAAAAUUGAUGGAGCUCAAAUUAGCCACAACUAACUUGCUCCAUUGAUUUUAAUGCAGUUUAAGCACGCAUAACUCUUUCUAAACUGAGCACCUUGUGUUGCAUUGGAAAUCCUAGGUAAUCUUUAGGUUCAUCAAAUGCUGUACUCUGUGGCAACGAAAACCACGCAUGAGCUCUGCUUGCUGCUUGCAUAAUACUAGUGUGAGACGGGCCAGAGCUACUUGCAAGACAUGAUCAAGAAAUUCAUCCUGUGAACUCCAAAGUUUUGUCGUGUGACUUCGUAGGGUCAGCAUCAAAGCCCUUGCGCCAAACCUUAUUUCUUGUAUUAUGUAGAAGUAAGCCUAACUGAUUUCCAGGGAGCACACGUAAGCGUUCUUAGGGUAUAGGGAUUCCUGAAAAUACGUUUCAAGCCAACGCUGUCCCAAACCAAAUAGUGAAUGGUUAGAGCAGCUUUCCAAAAUAAAAGCUAUUCAUCAGUUUUUGUGGAGUUUGUUCUGUGAAGUAGUAUUCUUAAUUGAGGGUUGGAAAACUGUAUUCCCCGAUUGGUUAUCCCACUGAACACUUUUUGACCUCCAUCCCUAUUUUAGUAAAUCGCGGAACAAUGUCAUAGAAAACCUGUCAUGCUAGAAGGGGCCCUUUAGCUCAGGUUUAUGGUAUGAUGAUGGCAGGAUUAGAAACACAUUGCUCUACCUCUUUUGUUUUUCCCUCUUGCAAGGGGAUUGGGGAAAGGACAGAAAUUGAGACUGCAAUGUUCUUAAGCAUGUUUUUAAUACACCAUUUGAUUGUGAGUUUAAUUUUAUUUUUAAGCUGGCACUUAAUUGUAAAGUGUUAAUGGAUCUUCUCCAAUGCUUGUAGUUCCCAUGUCCCACUUCUGAUGCCUUUUUGUACACAUGCUAAAACUUUUUUUAAAAAUUAAAAUUUGUUUUCAAAAAUUGG